Messenger RNA from Anisakis simplex (herring worm), 1437 nucleotides. Lineage: Eukaryota; Metazoa; Nematoda; Chromadorea; Rhabditida; Anisakidae. The record is from the annotation of a GenBank genome assembly.
AUGACAGUGAAUUAUUCUCUGGAUGCAUCUUCGUCAACAUUUCUCGGAACACAACGUCUGCUGUUUCGAUGGAAAGGUUCACUCUGGAAGACGACCAGCGCUGAGCUUGCUGUUUGGCUUUUUGCGUAUUAUGCGCUAAGUUUAUCGUAUCGUUUCGCGAUGGAUUCAAAUCAAAAAAAAAUAUUCGAGGAUUUGGCCGUCUUUUUCAGUACAUACAGCGAAUUUAUUCCGUUGACAUUUAUGCUAGGUUUCUAUGUAUCAACCGUUUAUAAUCGGUGGCGUGAAAUCUUUGAUCACGUUGGAUGGAUUGAUACACCAGCACUAACGAUAGCAACAUUUGUGAAAGGUGUUGAUGAGCGUUCGAGAAUGAUAAGACGUAACUUGAUCAGAUAUAUGGUAUUGAUUCAAGCAAUGGUCUUUCGCGACGUCAGUACACCGGUCAAAAAGAGGUUUCCUACGAUGCAACAUAUUGUUACAGCCGGCUUAUUAACAGAAACCGAAAAAGGCAUUAUGGAUUCUGUGACAACACAACAUGCUAAAUUUUGGGUACCAAUGCAAUGGACGUUCAGUUUGUUAAGAAUGGCUCGCGAAGAGAAACGCAUCGAAAGCGAUCAUAUCUAUGUGGAUCUUGUCGAAACAGUUAAAACUUAUCGUGCCACAGUGGUCAGUUUAACAUUGUAUGAUUGGGUGAAUGUACCGCUGGUUUACACGCAAGUGGUAACUUUAGCUGUUCGAAGUUAUUUCUUGAUUGCGCUUUUGGGACGACAAUUUAUCAUAUCUGAACGUGACUUGCCGGCAGCUAAAACGAUGGACAUUUACGUGCCAGUCAUGACGAUCUUACAAUUUUUUUGCUAUUUUGGAUGGCUUAAAGUGGCCGAAGCCUUGCUGAAUCCACUCGGUGAAGACGAUGACGACUUUGAAGUUAACUAUAUACUCGAUCGAAAUCUUCAGGUUGGUUUGCUGAUCGUGGAUGAUGCCUACGGUAUGAAGCCUCAAUUGGAGAAGGACAUUUUCUGGGGUGAUUCUACGGCUGAACCAUUUUAUACGACUGAAUCCGCUCAGCGAGUCGUUAACCCCAACAUCAGCUCUUGUGCUGAACUGUUAGUGGAAAUUAUUAUUAUUCUCAUUAUUAGUGCUAUUAUUCACUUGAUCUGCCCGACCUUCAGCUAGUACGUCGCCGUUAUUAUUAUUGUUAUUGCUAUUAUUAUUGUUGUUGCUAAUAAUAUUGUUAUUGGUUUUAUUAUCAGUAUUAUUAUUAUUGUUAUAAAUUAUCAUUUCUAAUUAGAGUUAUAAUUAGUCAUCAUUAUCGUUUUGAUUACUGAUGUUUAUUUUUUUGCUUCUAAGAGCGACUAAAAAUGAUGGAGUUAUGAUACGUCAACGACGUCCGACAAUAGCAUUGGCGAAUGGCGACUUAUUGACUGUCGAUGGCGGUGUUGA